Molecule: messenger RNA, 234 nt
Organism: Prunus armeniaca (apricot)
Lineage: Eukaryota; Viridiplantae; Streptophyta; Magnoliopsida; Rosales; Rosaceae
Source: the annotation of a GenBank genome assembly
AUGGAUUCAUAUGACAAUAGCAAAAUAUUUCAAUUCUCUCAAGGAUCUCAGGGCACAACUUCUAUAGCUAACUCACCCGUCAAAAAAUUCAUGGUUCCGCCAUUGGGUCCAAGGUUGGAUGGUGCUGAAAUGCUUGCUUGUGGUCUAGCAACUCACUUUGUUCCCUCAGCCAAAUUGCCUCUAUUGGAAAAAGCUCUAAUUUCGAGAGCAGCUUCAGCCAGCUACUUCAUCUAG